Messenger RNA from Angiostrongylus costaricensis, 591 nucleotides. The record is from the annotation of a GenBank genome assembly. NCBI's taxonomy places the organism in Eukaryota, Metazoa, Nematoda, Chromadorea, Rhabditida, Metastrongylidae.
AUGGUGACGAUCUCUACCUACAACGCACGCACGCUUGCAUCCGAGUCCUCGAUAGAAGAGUUGAUCAUGCAAGCAAGAACGAUAAGGUACGGCGUUACAGGCAUAGCCGAGAUGAGACGACGCCACCCAUUCGACGCCGUCUAUGACACUGGAGAACUGUUCCUCGGAACAUGCGAUAAUAGAGGAGUCGGCGGCGUCGGCGUUCCCGUCAGCACGAGUCAGUCCAUGAACAUCGAUUCAUUCGAACAGCUUACAACCCGAAUCGGACGUUCACGAGUAAAAAGACGUGGAUCAAUACCGGCUUUGAAAAUCUUCGUCGUUUACGCGCCGACAUCAAACUAUAACGAAGCAGAAGUCGAAGCGUUCUAUAUGAACUUGGAGAAGUUUUACAGAGAAGACCAAACAUUCUCCAAGGUCAUUAUUGGAGAUUUCAACGCCAAGAUUGGACCAAGAAAAACGUCUGAAGGACGUCACAUUGGAACCCACGGAUUAGAUUGGAACGAACAGGGUCGGAAAAUCAAUACGAUGAGCGACUUGGCUCCAGAGUUGAAAACGAGCGGCUUAGAGAGCUUUGAAGAGCAUCGAAGAUGA